CCAUGGUUUAUGACGUGACGUGGCGAUCGCGAACAAUAAUUGAUGACGUGAAUGGAUCAGCUGCUGAGCUUGAGUAGACGAAGGGAUAGACGCGCGUUGUAAAUAGGAUCGUGAGUGGCAUCAAGAUCCAGAAAGAUUUAAGUUGGACCAUUGAUGGAGAAAUCAUCCUUUUUAAAGAAGGAUAAUGCAUCAUGGAUUUUCAAUCUGCACUGUCUUUAUCUGCAACCAUUUCUACCAUUGGUCUGUUUUUGACUGGCAUACAAAUUUGCAUGAAGAUCAGAUCACAGGGUAAUACCAAGAACAUCUCCAUUUUCCCAUUCAUCGCAGGUAUCAUAAACACAGUGUUAUGGACCAAGUAUGGUGUACUGAUAAAGGAUCAGACAGUCAUUUUUACCAAUGGAGUUGGUAUUAUUCUUCAAACGGUUUACACACUUGUCUAUUACUUAAACACAAAUGAUAAGAAGAAUGUGCAUUCCAAGCUCCUAUACACAAGCCUGAUCUUGUAUCCAACACUAGGGGCUGUGAAAUUCAUGGACAUAUCAGCAGCAACAGCCAUUCACUACAUAGGCUUAGCAUCCUCAUUCGCAACAGUACUCAUGUAUGCAGCACCUCUUAGUGUAGUGGCUCAGGUCAUCAAAACCAAAAGUACUGAGGCCCUCCCCUUUCCUCUAUCAUUUGUGGGAUUGCUAGUAUCGUUGCAGUGGUUCUUGUAUGGACGUCUUGUCCAGGACUCAUUUAUUCAGAUUCCCAACUUCAUGGGUCUGCUCCUGGGCGCAUUUCAAAUGUCUCUCUUUAUUCGAUAUCCUGGCCCCUCUCGGAAAUACGACCUCUCGGGACCAUCGAGUGUCAUUUGAAGGACUCGCUUAGAUAGCAAUGAAAAGUAAACAGUAACACUCACGGAGGAAACCGGUUUUAUCGGCUUUCUCUCUCUGACACCAAGAAUCUUGAAGUUUCUAUUCCUUGAUUCAUCCAUGUGCAAUGACGGUAGAGGUUGCAAAAAGCAGGCGGGGAUCGAAGAGACGAAUCAUGUGUGCUAUUGUAUUCUCAGCAAAGCAUUUAACCUGUUGCCAACUGGAACUGGUUGCAAACUGUACAAGGUCUAUGGGAAUUACAGAAUUCAGUAUUCAGCGGGUUAAUCUUACUCCAUGUGCUUGGUCGCAUCCACUUUUGAAUUCGGCCAGAGGCAGCUUCAUUAGCCCUGUGAGUCAUCAGUUAAAGCGCUUGAACAUGAUAGUGACAUUUGAUGGGGGGUUGGAUGAUACCCCCUCCCCUUGAAUUUUGAAUUUUAUACAACAGCAUUAGAGAAAUAAUCAUCCUAGAGUGACCAAAAAUCUUAUAAAAUAACCUUGAAUGAAAUGUACUGUAGUUGCUGUUAAGACAACUUCUAAAAAAACCUGGGUAAGAUGGUGUUCAUGCUAUACUGCGAGUAUGUUUAAUGUUAAAUAAAUAAAAAAGAAUGUGUCUCUCCCGGCCUCCCUUCUCUCGUUACUAAUCAUUAGAUUUUGCAUGGCCAUGUGUAAGGGAGACAAACAUGAAUUA
Lytechinus variegatus (green sea urchin) is the source of this 1539-nucleotide messenger RNA. RefSeq names its product sugar transporter SWEET1-like. NCBI's taxonomy places the organism in Eukaryota, Metazoa, Echinodermata, Echinoidea, Temnopleuroida, Toxopneustidae. Gene Ontology annotation, molecular function: sugar transmembrane transporter activity. Gene Ontology annotation, biological process: carbohydrate transport. The coding region runs from base 192 to 854 and encodes 220 amino acids. The transcript has 7 exons. The record is from RefSeq and is a predicted model, not a curated record. Gene Ontology annotation, cellular component: membrane.